AUGCCUGCGACGCAUGCCGGGCCCGCAAAGUCAGGACAUGCACAGCAACAACACCAACUCCAGGCUCAUCAGCAGCAGCAGGCUUUACCCGGGCCAUCUAACCAACAAAGCCCCUCGGCAUCGGACAUCACCUCGCCGGACCUCAACCUCGCCUACCAGACCUCGCCCGCCUCCUCAUCCGCCCACACGCACACCACCCCGCGCUCCCACUCACACAUAUCCGCCUCCGCCGUCGCAGCAGCAGCAGCAACAAUAACAGCAGCAGCAGCAACAUCCUCCUCCGCCUCGUCCGUCCCCGACCUGCGCGCCCUCAUCGGCGCCCCGAGCCCCGCCACGGGGUCGGGACCGGGCCACGGCACGACCAGCACCAGCAACUACCUCGCCCUCUUCGCGCCCGAGGCCCUCGUCCACCGCAUCCUGCACGACUGGUUCGAAAAAGUGCACUCCCUCGCGCCCGUCCUGCACCGGAGGCGCUUCAUGCACCGCCUCAAGGCCGGCGAGGCCGCCUCCGACCGCACCUUCUGCGCGCUCGUCGUCAGCGUCUGCGCCGCGACCGUCGCCACCCUCCGCCGCGCCGACUACCACCCCGUCACCGUCGAGGGCUGCCUUGACUUCAUCGAGGACCACCACCUGCUCGACCACGGCAUCCGCAAGCCCGCCUACUCGCUCGACUGGUGCAUCGCCAUGUACAACAUCGGCACCUCGGCCUCCUCCAUGAACGAGAACGGGCUGGGCGACAUGGGUUCGUUCCACGGCAUGUCCGAGGCUGCGGCGGGGGCGAGGUUUCUUGCGUAUUACCGCAUGGCUGACUUGGAUAUGUCCGAGCAGCAGCUGCUGAAGCGGCUCUUCUGGCUGAUCUUUGCGGCGUAUUGCAGCGCAGACAUCUUCGGCCGCCUCUCCGUCUCCAUAGUCUCCCACCAAGAAAACCGCGCCCACCUCCGCCCCCUCCCCCUCUCCGACUCCCAGCUCGACACCGGCCCGCAGCUCUCCCCCGCCGACGGCCUGGCCCCCUGGCACGGCGACACCACCUCCUACGUCCCGGGCCUCAACCACCUCAGCGACCUCUUCCUCAUCUGGCACGAGGCCCAGACCGCCCCCGUCAGCGUCUACGGCACCCAGGAAGACGCCCUCAAGCACUACCUCGCGCGCAUCCAGACCAUCAUCGACAGCUUCCCGCCCGAGCUCCGCUGGCGCGGCGGCCUCUCGCGCCCGGGACACAUCACCGAGGGCCACGACACGCAGAUCGCCAACCUCUUCAUCACGAGCCUCAACAUCCGCUCGAACCUGCUGCAGAAGUUCGGCAGCACGGUGAAGACGCGCGCCGCGGAGCACCAGCGCAUCGUGGACGACCUGCUCGAGAUUUUGUAUCAUAUGCCGCAGCACGUGCUGGAGCAGAACGGGAACAGUCUGAUCCCGAAGCUGCGCGACUGCGGGGCGGCGUACAUGGAGCAGAUGAACAUCGGGGAUGGCGGUGAUGGUGGUGGCGGCCCCGAGACGUUGGUGAGCGAGAGCGCGCGGCUCAAGUUGGAGAAGCUGUUGAGGAAGCUGGAUGAUAUCGAUUGUUGGCCGGGACUCCCCGGGGUGGAGAGCCCGCAGAGCAAUAGACAAUAG
This is a messenger RNA of Colletotrichum siamense, 1611 nucleotides long. RefSeq lists its product as uncharacterized. The record is from RefSeq and is a predicted model, not a curated record. The transcript is spliced from 3 exons. The coding region runs from base 1 to 1611 and encodes 536 amino acids. NCBI's taxonomy places the organism in Eukaryota, Fungi, Ascomycota, Sordariomycetes, Glomerellales, Glomerellaceae.